AGUCUGUUUGAGGAAACUAGUGAAAACACAAGAAGCAAAAGUGGCCUCAGGACAAGAGAGUCAUGGGACUGACCGUCUGGCAGCGGAGUUUGACCUCAAACAUAUGAGGCAUCUUAGGAUCAACCAUCAGACUGUGGGUUAGACGGCUGCUGCAGCAACUCCUGAUCAUGGGGGCCAUGCCGUUUCAGCGCGUGUGUGGAGUAGUAGUACUCCUCAGCGUGUGUCUGAUGUCAUUCACUCCACCUUGCGAUGGAGGGAACAUUCUGGUGUUUCCUGUAGAUGGGAGCCACUGGAUCAACAUGAAGAUCCUGUUAGAGGAGCUCCAUGCCAAGGGACACAACCUGACAGUGAUCAGAGCUGCCAACAGCUGGUACAUUGCAGAAAAGUCUCCCCUCUACACAUCCAUCAGCUUUGAGAUGGAUGUGGGUAUGGAGGACUUUUUUGAAGUCUUUGUAAAGGAGAAUAUAAGGGUGCAAAGGGAGGGAGCUUCAUCGCUUACUGUCCUCAAGCUCAUCAAGGAUUUUCUUGUGAUGGUCACAGAAGUCCAUAGAAUGUGGGUGGAUGUUGUCGCUCGAAUCUUUGAUGAUGAAAAUAUGGUCAAAAGGUUACUGGAUGCCAAAUAUGAUGUUGUACUCACUGACCCAGCCAUUGCAUCAGGUGUCGUACUUGCCAAGUUUCUCAAACUUCCCUUGGUCCUCAAUGUCCGCUGGAUCCCUGCAGGGGAAGGCCACUAUUUAAUUGCCCCCACACCCUUCUCUUAUAUCCCAGCACCAGGAUCAGGUCUAACGGACAAAAUGGACUUCAUCCAGAGGGUCAAGAACGUACUUUUCCACAGUGUCGCUGAGUACCAGAUAAGAACUAUGGCAGAGCCAGCAUAUAAUCCCCUCUGUGAUAAAUAUAUUGAGGGUGGAUGCACCAUCAUCUCGCUUCUUCAGGAAGCAGACAUUUGGCUUUUCAGGUCAGAUUUCGUGUUUGACUUUCCCCGGCCCACGAUGCCCAAUGUCGUCUACAUAGGAGGGUUUCAGUGCAAACCAGCACAGCCUUUGCCAGCAGACCUGGAGGAUUUUGUUCAGAGUGCCGGGGAGCACGGAGUGAUCAUCAUGACUCUGGGAACUUUGGUGAAUGCUUUGCCCGAAGACCUUGCAGAUGAAUUUGCCAGCGUGUUUGCCAAGAUGCCACAGAAGGUGAUAUGGAAGCACAAAGGAAAGCGACCCUCUACUUUGGGCAAUAACACCCUCAUAGUGGAGUGGAUGCCGCAGAAGGACCUCCUGGGCCACCCACAGAUUAAAGCCUUUGUAGCUCACGGAGGCACCAAUGGAGUCCAGGAGGCCAUCUACCACGGCGUCCCUGUGCUCGGCAUACCGCUGUUCUUCGACCAGUUUGACAACCUUCUGCGUCUGCAGGACAGGGGAGCGGGGAAGAUCCUUGAGCUAGCUUACGCCAACGCCCGCAGUUUUGAGCUAGCCCUGAAUGAAGUGCUUCAUCAGGACAGCUACCGACAGAACAUUCAGAGGAUGUCACAUCUGCACAGAGACCAGCCAAUGGCGCCCAUGGAACAGGCUGUGUUCUGGGUGGAGUAUGUGAUGCGCCAUAAAGGGGCUCGUCACCUCCGCACAGAAGCCUAUAAGAUGCCGUGGUACUCAUACCACUCUUUAGAUGUGCUGCUUGUGUUGAUGGCUGCAGUAGCUGUGCUGCUGUACUCUACGUUUGCAGUUUUUAGGUUCUUGUGCUGCAGACAUCGAAGAAAGUCUAAAGCCAAACAACACUGAUUUGGAUGUUUCUUUAACCCAACUAUAAUCACUCUGAUGAGAUACCACUUCUCUGUUUACAUGGAUGCUAUAUCAAAUUAUCCAAUUGAGACGUGCUUUAAGCAUUUAAUCAGAAUAAAACCAUUUUGAUUUUUGCAGAGUUAUCAAACCAGUUUAAUCUAGCAGAAGAGGAAGAAGCUGUUCCUGCAGCAUGCGUCAUUAAUGAACACUAUUUCUUGGCUCUUCCAGAUAUUACUCGCCCCUUGCUGUACCUCAUACAUUUCAUGCUACUUGUCUCUCGAGUCUGUGACUUUGGAUGUCUGUUUUAUAUUUAUUCUACCUUUUAUUUGUCCAGAAUUGACCUUUUUCAUGUACUGAAAAGAAUAGUUUUGGUUUUUAUCCCUAUGUAUUUCACAAUAAUUCACUUUGUAAUGCAAGCAGCUGAUUUGCAUGCUGGGAUACAUAUCGAUGCCAACCAAGCAACUUUGUAAUUUACUCUUAGAGGUAUGCUGUUGAUCGGAAAACUCUUCAGUGAAGCUUUUUGGAUUGAAGCGACUCCUAAAGAGACAAGUUUAUAGGCGAAUAGGUUGCAUGCAGUGGGUACAUACCAAGAGAGUGCAGAGAAACCUUCAUGUUGCGUCACAUGGGACAGAUAUGCACGGUGAGAAGUAAUUCACCACAACCAGGAGAAAAUGAUUGGAUCAAGAGUUUGAGUUAGAUCAGCACACACUCUCCUUUCUGAUUGGAAUAAAAAUGCUUUCCUAAUGACAGGUUCGGAUCAGUCUACUCCAAUAGAGUUACAUGAAGCGAUUGUUCCGAUUAUUAGUGGUCCAUGGAAACACAGCAAAUGUUUUCCCUUAAGCAUAUUAUUUUUUUGUUUUUGUGGAGUAAUAUGGCAUUGAACUGAUUGCUUGAUAGAUUUUAAAUACCCAGCAAUCAUCGGUGAUAUUGUCUGAUUAUACAGUACACGUGAUUCUGUAACUUUCUUCUAAUGAAUUAUGAAACUUUUAAGCUUUACUGGUCGGCCACAGAGCGUGAUCCCAGCCAUUAUAGUCCAACUCCAGCCAGAGUUAUUAUCGUUUGUUUGUGUUCUUUUUGAAUAAAGUACAGUGAUUAUUAUACCUUA
Notolabrus celidotus (New Zealand spotty) is the source of this 2874-nucleotide messenger RNA. It is a transcript of the gene ugt5d1, whose product is annotated as UDP glucuronosyltransferase 5 family, polypeptide D1. Gene Ontology annotation, molecular function: UDP-glycosyltransferase activity. NCBI's taxonomy places the organism in Eukaryota, Metazoa, Chordata, Actinopteri, Labriformes, Labridae. The transcript is spliced from 5 exons. The coding region runs from base 168 to 1769 and encodes 533 amino acids. The record is from RefSeq and is a predicted model, not a curated record.